UAAAUCCGAAUUCUGAGCUUUCCGACCAACCGAGCGAGCGCCCGUGCCGCGCUCGGCGAAUUUAAAAAUAAAACAUUUCUUUUCGGCCAGCACGCCGACACCAAAAACUCCUUGGUUAAAAAAGAAAAAAGUUUUUACUGUUUUGUGAAAAUUGCGAAAAUUGGCGGCAAAGUGUAGUGCUUGGUGUGGAUUAUGGUUAAAAAUAGUGUUUUUGCGUCAUAUACGAGACCGAGACCAGAAGUAGACGGAAAGCUGAUAGUAUUUCGGUGACAUAGCGCAAAAUUUUGUGUAGCGCGGGACGGUUUGACGGUCACAUUGUGGAUAUGGCCUAGUUUUGUGUGUUUUAUUUUGAAAUGAGCGACUUUUUGUGAUGUGACGGUGGUUGAGCUUCAUUUUCAGGAUAAGGAAUAUUAGGAAGAUAAGGCAGCGAUGGCGGACACAGCAGUGGCGGCAUCAGCGACCCCUGGAGCCGACAGCACGGUGCUAGGUCCUGACGGCCAGCCAGUCCUGACGCAGCCCGCGCCCCGCAAGUCCACCAGGCCAAGGGGGAAACCGGUGCCAGAGAGGCCUAAGAGAAGUCUGUUCUGCCUAGGCCUAAAGAAUCCGUUGAGGAACCUGUGCUAUAAUAUUGUGGAGUGGAAACCAUUCGAGUACAUGAUCCUGACGACGAUCUUCGCCAACUGCAUCGCUCUCGCCGUGUUCACACCCUAUCCCAUGAGUGACACCAACGAGACCAACCAGAUCUUGGAAAAGGUGGAAUGGAUCUUCAUGGUGAUCUUCACCGGCGAGUGCGUGAUGAAGAUCAUCGCGUACGGCUUCCUGUUCCACCCAGGCGCCUACCUGCGCAACACGUGGAACAGCCUCGACUUCAUCAUCGUCACUAUUGGUAUCAUGAGUGUGGUUCUCCAGUACAUCUGGAAGGACUUGUUCGACGUGAAAGCCUUGAGAGCCUUCAGAGUUCUGCGACCUCUUCGACUUGUGUCUGGUGUUCCAAGUCUUCAGAUCGUGCUCAACUCGAUCCUCAAGGCCAUGGUGCCGCUGUUCCACAUCGCGUUCCUGGUGCUCUUCGUCAUCAUCAUCUACGCCAUCAUCGGGCUCGAGCUGUUCUCCGGGGCUCUGCACAUGACUUGCUAUACUAUUGCUGAUGACAAAGAAGUAGACGGCGCCCACGCCUGCAGCAACGAGACCGACGUGGGCCUCAACUGUGAUGAAGGCCAGGUCUGCAAGUCCCCGUGGCAAGGACCCAACUUCGGCAUCACUAACUUCGACAACAUCGGCUAUUCCAUGCUGACUGUCUUCCAGUGUAUCACCCUUGAGGGGUGGACUGAUAUUAUGUAUGAGCUUUCUAAUGUAAAAGGAAACACGUGGGUUUGGAUUUAUUUUGUAUCAAUGGUUAUCUUCGGCAAUUUUUUCGUCAUGAAUCUAAUUCUCGGAGUGUUGUCUGGAGAGUUCUCCAAAGAAAGAGAAAAAGCUAAAAAUCGGGGUGACUUUCAAAAAUCUAGAGAAAGACAGCAGUUUGAGGAAGAUCUUAAAGGUUACCUAAACUGGAUCACUGUAGCCGAAGAAAUAGAUCUGGAAGACCAGCCCAAAGAAGAUCAGGAUAAAGAUUCUCAAGGAAAUAAAGACCGCACGAGUAAUGAUGGAUCACAAAGCAAUAUGAAUCAAAAUGCAGAGAAUGCAAAAACAUCCACAUGUAAAAUAUACUGCAAAAGAUUUGAUAAGAUAAAUCGCCGCAUGCGCCGAUCCUGUAGAAAAGCGGUCAAAUCUCAAGCUUUUUAUUGGGCUAUCAUUAUCCUUGUUUUUCUCAACACUUUGGUGUUGGCUACUGAACAUUAUAACCAGCCAGAAUGGCUAGAUGCAUUCCAAAAUUCGGCGAACUUUUUAUUCGUCGUUCUAUUUACAAUGGAGAUGUUAGUGAAAAUGUACGCCUUGGGUAUACAAGGUUAUUUCGUGUCUCUCUUCAAUAGGUUCGAUUGUUUCGUGAUGUUUUGUUCCAUAGUGGAGUUAGCUCUCACAAUGACCCACACGAUACCGCAGCUCGGUAUAUCUGUGUUGCGAUGUGUCAGACUCCUUAGAGUUUUCAAAGUUACCAAAUAUUGGCGGUCUCUGUCCAACCUAGUAGCCUCUCUCCUGAACUCUAUCCAAUCCAUCUUCUCUCUCCUUCUACUUCUCUUCCUAUUUAUUAUGAUCUUCGCGCUACUCGGGAUGCAAGUCUUUGGAGGAAGAUUUGACUACGCUCCCGAAGAACAGAAAGAGAGACACAACUUUGACUCUUUCUGGCAAGCGGUGCUGACUAUGUUUCAGGUGCUAACAGGCGAAGAUUGGAACGUGGUCAUGUAUCACGGCAUCAAUGCUUAUGGUGGACAUGACUCUUAUGGAAUGCUGGCCUCCAUCUAUUUCAUUGUCAUAUUUAUUUGUGGUAACUAUAUUUUACUGAACGUGUUCUUGGCUAUCGCUGUCGACAAUCUCGGCGAUGCUGAAGAAAUGGAUGAAAUACAAAAGGAAAAAGACGAAGCUGAGAAUCCAGAAGCAGGUAAUCCUCAACUUGACGAAGAAGGAGAUCGUGGUGAGACUGAAGAUGAAUACAAUGAGGAUGAAUUUGAUACAGAAGGAUCUGAUCGAGAUUAUGAAGAAACUGGAUCAGAGCAAGACAUUGAAGAGCAAGAACCUGAAGAAGGAGAGAAUAUUGAAAAUGCACUUGUUUCUAAUGAAAUCAAACAGAACGGUGAUAUUAUGAAAGACGCACCAAAAAGACAAGCCACGAUAUCGGCGCGGCCUCGCCGUCUCUCCGAGAUCGAAAUCAAGAACCAAGACAAACCCAUUCCAGAAGGCACCUCGUUCUUCAUAUUCUCCAAGGAUAACUGGUUCCGAGUGCUCUGCUACAACAUCCAGAACAACUCGUGGUUCAAGAACUUGAUUCUGCUGUGCAUCCUCGCCUCUUCCCUCAUGCUGGCCAUGGAGGAUCCAGUGCAGAGCAAAAGUGAAAAGGCUGAGAUUCUGAAAAAGGUGGACUACUUCUUUACGGCAGUUUUUACGACAGAGUUGAUGCUGAAAUUGAUCACAUACGGCUUGAUACUGCACAAAGACUCAUUUUGCAGAUCAGCAUUCAACCUUUUGGACAUGCUGGUCGUUUUUGUGUCCUUAGUCUCAAUAUUUUCGUCCAGUAGUGUUUCGUUUAUUAAAAUUCUCCGAGUAUUCAGAGUUUUGAGGCCUCUCAGAGCAAUCAACAGAGCUAAGGGUCUAAAGCACGUAGUCCAAUGUGUAAUCGUUGCUAUAAAAACGAUUGGAAACAUUUUGUUGGUGACAAAUCUUCUGCAAUUCAUGUUCGCCGUCAUGGGAGUGCAAAUGUUCAAGGGUAAAUUCUUUAAAUGUUCAGACAUCACAAAAAUGACUGAGGAAGACUGCCAUGGUCAAUACCUUAUAUAUGAGAAUAGUCUUCCAACUGUAAAGGAAAGACUGUGGACUAAAAAUAAGUUUAAUUUCGACGACGUACUCAGCGGAAUGCUUACUCUAUUCACUGUUGCCACUUUUGAAGGAUGGCCGGGUCUGCUAUCGACAUCGAUGGAUUCUAAUGAAGAAAAUAAAGGGCCAAUCGAAAAUUCUAGACCUUUGGUUGCGUUUUUCUACAUCAGUUACAUCAUUGUCAUUGCUUUCUUCAUGAUGAAUAUCUUCGUAGGUUUUGUCAUAGUGACAUUCCAGAAGGAAGGAGAACAGGAGUUCAAGGACUGCGAACUGGAUAAAAACCAAAGGAACUGUAUAGAGUUUGCUCUGAAAGCUAAACCUGUUAGACGAUACAUACCAAAGCACCGUAUACAAUAUAAGACGUGGUGGUUCGUGACAUCACAACAGUUUGAAUAUGUGAUAUUUUUCUUCAUCGUGCUCAACACUAUUGCUCUAAUGAUGAAGUAUCAUGAUGCACCGCCUUUAUAUCGACGGUGUCUUGAUUUCCUGAACAUGUUGCUGACGACAGUUUUCAUGCUGGAGUUUGUAUUCAAGCUCGCCGCUUUUAGAUUCAAGAACUAUUUUGGUGAUGCAUGGAAUACGACAGAUUUCAUAUUAGUGGUCGGUAGUAUUAUAGACAUUGUGGUCACACAGGUGAACGAAAAUAACCCUCGCUAUUCUGAAAGCAGUAAGGGUUCCUCACUGCUCAAAUACAUCACAUUCUUCCGUCUGUUCCGAGCCAUGCGUCUGAUCAAACUGCUGUCUCGAGGGGAGAGGAUCAGGACUUUACUGUGGACCUUCAUCAAGUCAUUCCAGGCUUUACCUUAUGUCGCCCUGCUGAUUGUGCUACUGUUCUUCAUUUAUGCCGUUGUUGGGAUGCAGCUAUUUGGUAAAGUGGAAGAAAACGACAUAAUAACAAGAAACAAUAACUUCAGAACGUUUGGUGGUGCACUCAUGGUGUUAUUCAGAUCAGCUACAGGAGAAGCAUGGCAGGAGAUAAUGAUGGCUCUCUCCACCAACGAUGCGGAACACCCCGGGGUGCCCACCGGCUGCGUCAAGUCUGAUGAUGAUGAUGGCGAUAGCAAGGGCGGCUGUGGGACCAUCCUCGCCUUCCCUUACUUUAUAUCGUUCUCGCUGCUUUGUACUUUCCUUAUUAUCAACCUAUUCGUAGCCGUUAUUAUGGAUAACUUCGACUAUUUGACCAGAGACUGGUCUAUAUUGGGACCACAUCACUUGGAUGAGUUUGUCAGAUUAUGGAGCGAAUAUGAUCCUGAUGCCAAAGGCAGGAUCAAACAUUUAGAUGUUGUCACUUUAUUGCGAAAGAUAAGUCCUCCAUUAGGUUUUGGUAAACUAUGUCCACAUCGGACAGCCUGCAAGAGGCUGGUGUCGAUGAAUAUGCCUCUGAACUCAGAUGGCACUGUCAAUUUCAACGCGACACUCUUCGCCGUGGUCAGGACACAGCUGCAGAUAAAGACUUCAGGUGUAAUCGACGACUGCAAUACAGAGCUCCGGGCGAUAAUCAAAAAAGUUUGGAAGAGGACGUCUCCCAAACUCCUAGACCAAGUGGUCCCUCCCCCUGGUGACCCCAACGAGAUCACAGUCGGAAAGUUCUACGCUACAUUCCUCAUACAGGACUACUUUAGAAGGAACCAUGCAUUCCGUAAGCGCAAGGAGCAAGCGGCAGCAGCUUCGGAAACGACCAAUCAGAUGACGCUACAGGCCGGCCUGAGGACGCUGCACGAGGCGGGUCCAGAGCUCAAGCGCGCCAUCUCUGGGAAUUUGGACGAAGUUGUGGCUGAGACUGUUGAGCCCAUGCAUAGGCGUAACCACACUCUGUUCGGUGCUGUGUGGACCAGUAUAAAGAGGCAUGGCCGGGAGAGUUUCUACAAACCGGAUAAGAAGCCUAAAUCCAAGUCAAGUACGAUGUUGGAGAAUCAAUCUCUGACUUCAAUGAUGAGAAGAGAACUAGGAUACGAUGGAAAAAUACCUGAAGAAGAAAAUAUGAGGUACGAAGACGGCAAUCAAAGUGAUGAAGAGAUCGCGAUGCAGCCGCUGCUGAACUGCAAGAAAGACUCGGAACGAAUAUUCCAGGCGAUAGAAAAAACAUCCAACGAUUUAAUGCUGACAAUGAGAAGAAACAAUCGUGACAAGAAGCCAGGAGCUGUGAACAACAACGUGCCUUAUUGUGUAGAGAGUCCAGCGGAGAAUCUUAUUACACGAGUACUGACGGAGCAGGGCCUCGGGAAGUAUUGUGACCGGGAGUUCGUGACGAACACCUCCCGCGAGAUGCAGGAGGCGCUGGACCUGACGCAGGAGGAGAUGGACACUGCUGCCAAUCAAAUCAUCCUCCAAGAGAAGAUGAACCAAUCAGUUGCAUUGCCAAAUAAUGUGGACAGUAUACUGUCUCGGCAGUACCACCCGUUCCACCAGCCACCCAUGCAGCCUCCUCGUCAAAGCUUCGUCUGACAUCAGUAGAUUUUGUACUUGUAAAGGAUUUUUGAACGCAAACCUCCUCGGUUGGUAGCCGACUGGCGGUUUUUUUAACUCGAAUUUUCGAGUUUUGUUUUUCCUUUGGGAAAGGCUGGCCCCGGAAGUAGGGGUCUUUUCAAGUUUUUGAUGGGUGUGUAAUUUUGCUAUCGUAAUAUCCGAAACCAAAAUAACUUAGGUACGUAACUGGUGGGAGAGCAU
Messenger RNA from Plutella xylostella (diamondback moth), 6129 nucleotides. Its product is annotated as muscle calcium channel subunit alpha-1. Lineage: Eukaryota; Metazoa; Arthropoda; Insecta; Lepidoptera; Plutellidae. Gene Ontology annotation, molecular function: high voltage-gated calcium channel activity. Gene Ontology annotation, cellular component: voltage-gated calcium channel complex; membrane. The record is from RefSeq and is a predicted model, not a curated record. Gene Ontology annotation, biological process: calcium ion import across plasma membrane.